AUGAGCAAUACUGUGUGGAUUUUGAAGGCUUGGAGCCAGUUUAGUGCUUGGGUAUGUUUUGAAAACAUGUUCUCAAGUCAAGAACCGAGUAAACCGAGAAUAGAGCACGUUAAAUCAAGGCAGAAAAAUUUGGAAAUUAAAUUAAAAGUAGAACAGACCGAGGAACAAGCAGUGAAGUUAGCAAAACGUAGCGUUGAAACAAUGCCCGCUUCACAAUCGAUGAAAGCAUCCAAAAUUGUUCCACCUGGAUUUAGUCGAAACCGUUUGGAACCUUUUUACGAAAAAACUAAAAUGUGGCGUACCGUUCUGGAAAGACGGUUAGAUUUCUCCAACAUGGACCAAUCGAGGGCAGAAUCAUUACAAGAGAAUGCAGAUCCAUCGUUAGAAAUACUGCAGACACACGAAAUGGAUUUGGGAAGCUUCCGAGGCAGUUUCCAAAAUAACAGUAACCAUAAACAUUCCUCCAACGUUUCCGAUAGCGUUUUAAGCGAUGCACAAAUGGCGUACAACAGUUUCGAAACAUCUGGAUCAAAGAUCAACAUCGAUUAUUUGCUCAAACGCUUGCAGAAUCAAAUUGUACUUCACAACACGCUGCUCGAUGCGUCCGAAAAGUUUCCAAAAUCACCUUCUAUUGAAAAUCUUGUAAAACAGUGCAUGAAAGGUACGGAAGCACUCGAUGGUCUAAAACAGCGUGUGGCCGCAUACAAACACGCAAAACAGUCGGUAAAACCCCCCAUACCAAAGCCAGUGUUACUCGAGAUACCCAACAUAAUCCACAGUUCAAUCAACUGUGCCGAGGAGUUACAAGAAUUGUCCAAUGAAAUUGUCCAAAUGUCUGCCUCGCUCGAUGCAGACUUUAUGAAUCGAAGCUCCAUUACAGCGCAAAGCAUCAAGGAUGCUUCCUCUCGUUUGAGGGAAAUAGAAAAGAUGUGGGAAAAUAUGCCCACACCGGAGCAGGAAAGUUCCUCGCUAGGGAUUUUGUCUGAGUCUAAGAUGAAGAACUCUGAACGCUUGCUCGAUGGAUUGUCCACAUCGCUGAACACCAUUUUUGAUCAGUUGAACCAUUCGCUUGAAGAGGUUCUGUUAACACCGAACACGCAAAGCUUAAACAAACUUAAGUCGAACCUGAAAGAGUGCAAAGAACUACUCUCGGAUAUUACGCUAAAUCAUUCGUUACUGUUGGAUGAAACUAUGCCAUCAUUUGUAGAGGCGCAGGAAAUGGACGAAAUCUCGUUACUGCAAACCAUUACAGACAAGCUGGAUAAAUCGUGUCAGUCAGAGAUAGAAGCUUUCCUACAAAUAUGGAAAAAGCCGGAAAAGGAACAAUUUCUUCACAUUUCCAAGCAGGCUAUUGAUGACCUUUCCUCCCUGCGUCAUGAGGCGAAUGAUAUGUUGGACAAAAUAGUUGCUUCCAAUGGCCAUGCCAAACCACCAACACCACGAAAGCAAUAUUUGACGGAGAGGUUGAACAUAUUGCGGGGUGCGGCAACAACUCCGAGUCCUGUAUACACAUCGAUCAUAAUGAAAGAUUAUAUCGAUGAGGAUGAUUUGUCUGCCGAACAAGAAGGUUAUAUAUUGCAGGAACCCUUCUCUAAAACAGACCCAGCUAAGCGAAUAGUAAAAUUUGCCGAUAGUUUUGAAGCGUCCAUCCAGACUGCCUCCAAAAGCUCCCAAAAACCGGACCAAAUACAAAUGCUCAUGCAAGAAAUGGAUAAAUUCCAACAAAACUAUCUUAACAACAAGCAAGAACAUACAGGGCGGCACAAAGACAUGGUAUUGAUUGAAAAAAAGUUGGACAAUCUUAUGGCAUUGAUUUCGGAGGUAGUGAACAAUUUACGGUCAAACUAAAAAAAUAUUAAAAUUAAUUUAUGUGAUUAAAAA
Messenger RNA from Anopheles funestus (African malaria mosquito), 1881 nucleotides. RefSeq lists its product as uncharacterized. The transcript is spliced from 2 exons. The record is from RefSeq and is a predicted model, not a curated record. Lineage: Eukaryota; Metazoa; Arthropoda; Insecta; Diptera; Culicidae. The coding region runs from base 1 to 1848 and encodes 615 amino acids.